Messenger RNA from Penicillium brevicompactum, 1173 nucleotides. RefSeq names its product SDR family oxidoreductase. The record is from RefSeq and is a predicted model, not a curated record. NCBI's taxonomy places the organism in Eukaryota, Fungi, Ascomycota, Eurotiomycetes, Eurotiales, Aspergillaceae. Bases 1 to 1173 code for a protein of 390 amino acids. The transcript has 4 exons.
AUGAGCAGCAAAAGCAGCAGUGUCAUUCCUGCUGGAAAAGUGGCCUUUGUGACUGGUGCGAAUGGUAUCAGUGGCCAUGCCAUCAUCGAACAUCUCAUUCGGACACCCGAGUCAGCCUGGUCCAAAAUUAUCGUCACAUCGCGGCGACCACUUCCAUCUUCUUGGGUAGAUCCUCGAAUCGAGUUUGUGGCCCUCGACUUUUUGAAGCCGGCUGAGACGAUUAUCAACGAGAUAAAGGUCAUCUGUAAAGAUGUCACGCAUGCUUAUUUCACCUCAUAUGUGCACUCCAUGGACUUUUCCGUGCUCGCUGAGAAGAAUUGUCCCCUCUUCCGAAACUUCUUGGAUGCAGUCGACUCAGCCUGCCCUAAACUUGAGCGAAUCUGCCUUCAAACCGGUGGCAAACACUAUGGCAUGAUGUUCCGGGAGUUCUCUUCACCAUUCCACGAGGACACCCCACGGUACGAGGGCCCUGGAUCCGAAUCCAUCUUCUACUAUGAACAGGAAGACGACAUGCGGAGAGUGCAAAAGCGUCGCAACACGUGGCACUACAAUGUGAUCCGUCCUAUGGGAAUCAUCGGGUACACUCCUCAGUUCAAUGGCAUGAAUGAGGUAGUCCCUCUUGCUCAAUACUUCCUCAUCUGCCGAGAGCUCGGCGAAACCCCCAAAUGGCCUGGAAAUCUACGCAACUAUCAUCGCGUUGAGGAUCAAUCAUACGCUCCCAGCAUCGCCGACCUUACAGUGUGGGCGACCACCCAAGAGCACUGUAAAGACGAAGCAUUCAACCACACAAACGGAGACGUGAUUCUGUUCAAAUUCCUAUGGGCUCACCUCGCGAAGUACUUCAACGUCGAAGUUCCUAGCUACUCAAACAUGCCCGACAAGGACGAACCUGAGCUGGACCUGGUCGAGUGGGCUCGUGACAAGGAAGAAGUUUGGAACCGAAUUGUCGCCAAGUACGGUGGUCGGGAGGAUUGCUUCCAGCUUGACGGCUUUGCCAUGUUGAACUGGGGAUUCAACCCUUCCAUCGACAUGAAGACUCCUUUCAUGAGCACAGUUGCGAAGGCUCGCAAGUUUGGCUGGAAUAGGAUCGAUGACUCCUACGAGGCUUACGAUCGUUCAUUCCGAUCCUAUGAGAACACUGGUAUUCUGCCGAGCUCGCGCCAAUUCCGAUGA